AUGUCUCUGCAUCAAGACUUCGGACGGCCAUUGCGUGUUUAUACUGGUCUACGUGGACGACGUCUUGGUGACUGGAAGCUCGCUCGAGCUGAUUGCACAAACCAAGAACGACCUGAAGACGCGCGUCGGUAUGUCGAUGAUAUCCUCAAGCGCUUUGGCAUGGAUGAUUGCAAGGCAGUCGCAAGUCCAGUCGACAUGAGCUCUCGACUUGUUUCAAGUGAUGCAACUACCAAGGUCGAUGCUCCUUUUCGCGAAGCUGUUGGUGCGUUGAUGCACCUGACCACUGCAACGCGUCCGGACAUUGCGUUUGCUGUGGGCUAUGUGUCGCGGUUCAUGGAAAAUCCCCAAGAAGAACACUGGGUUGCAGUUAAGCGUAUCUUUCGCUACCUACAAGGCACCAAGACGCAUGGAAUUUGCUACAAGCCAAGUGCAAGGAUCGACUUCCGUGGAUAUUCGGAUGCGGAUUGGGCUGGUGAUCUUACCGACCGCAAGUCAACAUCGGGGUACACGUUCAUGCUACUCGGUGCGCCAGUCAGUUGGGGCAGCAAGAAGCAGCCAAGUGUUUCGUUGUCCACGAGUGAAGCCGAAUACAUCGCACUCAGCUUGGCGAUUCAAGAGGGCAAGUGGAUUCAUCGUCUGCUUUGUGAGAUCGUGAUGGCUGCCAAUGAAGAAGGACCGGAACUCAUGAUCCAUGAAGACAAUCAGUCGUGUAUCAAGAUGACGAAGAACCCAGUCAACCACGGCCGUGCCAAGCACAUUGAUAUCAAGUACCAUCACAUCCGUGAUGAGGUCAAGCGCGGUGAAGUGAAGCUCAAGUACUGUGAAACUGCGGUGAUGUUAGCGGACAUCAUGACGAAGGGACUUCACGGGCCACGCCACAAGGAGAUGACGGCGACUCUCGGGAUUCGUGAGCAUUCGGAUUGA
Messenger RNA from Peronospora matthiolae, 924 nucleotides. Lineage: Eukaryota; Oomycota; Peronosporomycetes; Peronosporales; Peronosporaceae. The record is from the annotation of a GenBank genome assembly.